CACCUUCGAACCACAACUUCGAUCCCAACUUUCUUCCGACCACCCCGACCGGCACAUUGCCGCAUCAACAAGCACCCAUGAUGCACAACAACAGCAACAACUCUCAAUCAGGACCAGGAACUGCAGCUGAUGCUGGUGUGAGGAACAAUGCGGCUCAUCCGGACAUCCUUGACUUGUUGGCGACUUACCCGUUCAUACAGUACACCCCAAGUUCUCGAGUUGCCAGACACCUAGAAGGUCUCAACCUGACCCAAUCCUCAUCGACGCUCUCGGACCCAUCCACGCUCUACCCUCAAUAUGCAGGGACAUUCGACCAGCUCGGUCGGGCUAUGGGCGUGAAUACGAUCGCCGCGCCUCGAGGAUCGUAUGAGCAUGUUCCGCAGGCUCAGUAUCAACCUCAGCCUCAACCUCAACCUCAACCUCAAUUCCCUGGGCAGAAUCAAGCACAGGCUUAUGACCAGACGCUGCCUCAACAAACGCACUCGACGCAGUCACAGCCGCAGUACACAGACCGACGAGUGUACGACCUGAACAGACAGACUGCUCUGGGUUAUAUGGAUAGAUGGGGCGGACAUGUAGGACAGAACAGGGGGUCGGCUCAGCACGGAACUGGGAGUCAUCAACAGGGAUAUCACCACAAUCAGAAUCAGAACGGUCACCAGACUCAAUACCAGACUGGGAAUGGGAUGAGCGCGAGUCCGGGUGCGAGAGUCCCAGGGACGGGGAUGGGAGCGGGAAGCUGGAUCGGAGGGGUUAGGGAGACGAUCGACUUGAGCGGCGGUGGAGGUGGAAGGUACCCCGGUCAAAAUCUCGAUGCCAGCUCGGUCUCGAACGGCGCAGCGAUGAUCAACCCGUUCACCGAGUUUUCGCAGAGGGUCGUCCCGCCACUCCCACACCAACCGACGGGGUAUGGGUUGUCAGCUGAUCAAGGGUAUCAGCAGCAUCAUCCGAGUUUUUCAUCCUCGCCCCUAACUUCUCAACAUGCCCGACAAGUCUCCGGAUCUGUUUCAUCUUCUUCGCCCCGACCGAACCCACCUCAACGACAAGCGAAUACGUAUACGGUCGACCAGUCCGGUCCGUUCUUGGAGGAUUACCUAGCUCAGAUCGAUUCCAAAAGAAAGGCCGAAUUGGAGCAAGAACGAAAUCGAUUGCUCGUGCUGGAACAACAGGAGAAGCGGGAGAAGGAAAGGAGGAAGGUCGAGCAGAAACCUUCUGCUUCGGUCUCGGUCUCCCCGCAAAAGAGGCGGAUGGGGGAGGAUAAGGGAAAGAUGCAGAUCCAGGCGCAAGCGAAAGUGGAGGGGAAGAAGCCGAAAACGAUCCCGUCGCAAUUCCAACAGCCGGAAGGGAUCAGGUUGACCCCCGUCGUCGAGAUCCCGAUGAGAAAACCGAUCAAGAUGAGUGGGUAUCGUAGUCCGGACGAAGGGUCCGAAGACGACGAAGACGAUGACGAAGAGGAGGACGAGCUGGACGAUUAUGGCGAUGGGGAUUACGGUGGGGAUUACGAUAUGGACCGGUCAACGAGGAGGAGACGGUUGUCCGAUAGCGGGAUGGCUAUGAUGACCCCCGGAACGUACGGCAAGACCCAGGGGACGCCCAGUCGACGUACGGGGUUCACGAGCGCGGCGAGGAGCGUCAAGAAGGAUAACCACAAGGUGCUCUAUCGGUUCGUCGAGGACAUUUUCGAGGCGGAGGAUGCUUUCCCUGCAAACCUGAGCGAGGAGGAUCUGAAAGGGAGCGCGGAUGGGCCUUUUGACCGGUUGACCAGGCGGGCUAGGCAGGAUGACAAGGCGUUGUUGAGUCGCGGGACGGUGGAAAGGUUGAGCGUAUUGUUCAAGCAGUGUACGAGGACGGCGAGGGAUCGGAGUAAACGCGGUCUGAUUAGGACGUCAGGCGGGGACGAUGGAGACGUAUCGGAGAACCUGUCCAAAUGGGAGACGGAGGAACUGGCCAGGUUGAUCAAGGUGCUCGAACGGAGUAUGGUCGAGGUCGAGGAAGACAUUUCCAUCUUCCCUCACGACGGGCAUGGUGCCCGGACUCGAGAGGCCCUGGAAGAGGUCGUCAACGGAAAGGGCAAGCCGGCCAAGAAGAAGAGAAGACCUGCGAAGGUCGAGGACGAUGAGGCCGUUGUCGCUAUGGACGAGGAGAAGGCGCGGAAAGCGGUGCAGGGAUUGAGUGUGCUUGUCGAUGGGUUGACAGCAGCGGAAUGCGUUUUGAGCUUGUUGACGGCGGACGACCUGGCCAAGCCGCUCUACUCCGAGGAUGUGAUUCGCGAGGCGGUUGCGUGUGCUUCAACAGCAGUCGGCGAUGUCAUCCUGCCGUUCUUGGAAGCCUUGUCGGGGACAUCAAGUAUCUCAUCUUCGGUACUCGCGCAUAUCACAUCACAAACGGAUGCCCCAGCCAAGCAGAUUCGGCAGACCUUAUCCCUGCUCUCUAGAUCGGCCUCGAGGUUCCUGCACCGCGUAACCCGCUUGAUCGCCCACGAAGGUCUCGCUCUUCCAGAAUCGCUGGUCUACACCAUCACCCAGCUUGCCGUUCAACUCAUCUUCGUCGUCGACCCUAUCGUCGAAAGCAAGACAGGGGCGACUGCUCGCGCGACAACGAUAUGGAAAGAGGCCAUGGAAGGACAGGCUGGGACCAAGGCACUUAAGGCUGAGGCAAUGGAUGUGUUGAAGACGCUUUACACUCGUCAAGGAACCGUCGAGCGGGAAGAAAUCCUCAAAGAAGUGCUCGGCUCUACCGCCAAAGUGGCUGAUCUCAAAAAGAGUCAAACUGGAUACAGGACAAGAAAGGGAAAGACGAUACACUUCGUGUCGGCUCUCCUCUUGGAGUUGAUGCAGGACUGUGCUCAUGGAGUACGAGGCAUGUUGGAGGCGUCCGAUGUAGCAGAGAUGAUGGAGACGGACGGUGGCGAGACCGACGCCAAGCCUACUUCAAAAUUAAACAUUACAGCGUUGGCAGCAUACAUGGACGAGAUGGAUCGGUCGGCACAUUUCGUCUUGCAAUACAUGCUGUCCAAGCUCUCUGGCGCCAACGCCAGCAAGCAAAAGUCAUCGCUCGAAGUCAACCACAAGGUCAUCCUUGAGACCUUUUUAGAGGACCAGGUCGAGGUCCUCUACAUGCCUGAAUUCCCUGCGGCGGCCAUCAGCUUGGGCAUCACUGCACGCACACUCAUCUCGAUCCUGGAGGAAAACAAGCCGACCGCCGAAAAUGCCACCAUUCGAGGUAUCGCGAUUGAUCACCUCGGGGUGCUUGUCAGCGCGUUGCGUCAGUAUGAAAUGAACAACACGGGUGGUGAAGCGCCCAUGAAUUUGAGAAAGAUCGUACAAACGGGCAAACAAGCUGCAUGGGUAUCCUUGCGAGACGCAAACCACGUUCUUCUGCAGACUUUGCAAAAGAACGCGUCGCAAAAUGGACUAUAUAGUAGUGCUGCCGACGUCAUGACCGCAAAAUGGUUACUCGAACUGCACCGAGCCCUUCGCCAGGAGUCACCAGAAGAUGGCGAUGACGGAGCGGCCGACACGGAAAUGGAUCAGGAUCCGUCACCUAUCAUGCGGGAAAUCCAGAACGACCUAGUCCGGACAAGUCGCAAGGUCGACGAUGAGAGCGUGUUCGCGCAUGCCAAAGACGAUCUGCUUGCACAGGCUGACCGUCCUUGCAUUAUCGUCGAGAUGGCACGACCCUUGCAAUCCGCUCUUGGACUGAUCUUCAAGGCGAUCCUCGGAUGUAUGGGCGCACCGGUAGUCGCUCACCGCACGAAAGCCAUCAAAGCGCUCGGGGCUGCGAUCGCUGUCGACCCGGCUUAUCUGAGCCGAUCGGAUAUUCGUGCAUCGAUACAUGAAAGAAUUUCGGACAGUUCUCCGGCGGUUCGAGACGCCGCCAUCGAUCUCGUGGGCAAGUACAUCCCUGACCAACCAGAGGUAGCCCUUCAGUACUACCCAAGUAUCAGCAGUAGGAUUGCAGACACUGGUCCAGCGGUCCGCAAGCGAGUCAUCAAGCUGUUCAAGGUGAUUUAUGACCUCGUCUCCAAGCGCAAUACGCGGAUCGAGAUUUGCUGCAAGCUUGUAGGCCUGGUGGAUGACGAGGAAGAUGCUGUCAAGGAUCUUGCGCUGGCGACUCUCCGUGAGAUUUGGUUUCCACAGGAACCGAUACCAGGAUCCCGCCAGACAAGACGUAGUGCGACACCGGCCUCUACAACGAGCAGCCGCGAUUCCGGAGAAAUGCUAGUUCAUCCAAUCGUCGAUGUAGUCUCACGGUACAGCAACGAUAUCGUCCCAGUCGAGCUGGCCAUCAAGGAGAUCAGCAAAACACAAUCGAAAGACCUCGGUCAAGAGUACAGUCAACUGAUCGGAGCAAUGCUCGAUCGUUUGAUGUCAGAUGACAACCGGAGUCCAGCUGAGACCCUGCCCCUUGUCCGGUCGAUUCACCUCCUCAGCAGUGCGAAACCGCAGUCCAUGGAUUUGCAAAGGGCCACAUCGCUCCUCCCGUACCUCAGACAGGCAACUACGCCGGAUGAGGUGGUACUAUGCGAAACGUUGAUGAGGAUAUUCCGGCUCUCAAUCCCUUUCCUGCCGAAAACGGCCUCGAACUUUGCCGUCGAACUUUGCAAAAUCCUCCUGCCCAUGAUUGCAAAACCCUCGGGCAAGCUCAGCACUCUUGAGGAAGCGGUGAUGUGUUAUUGUGCAACCGUGACGCACUUGACGCAGGAAUACGGAAGAAUCCUUACCAUCCUCAGGUCAUGCAUUGGCAAGAUAAGAAACGAGACAGCCAAGGCGCAAAAGACCAAGGACAAGAAGCCGCUCGAUCAAAAGACCCUUCCAUUCAUUGCUGCUAUUGCCACUCUGCUCGUCGCAAAGAGCGAUUUGGACGACAUCCGUACAAAGCGAGAUGAGGUUGAUGACUUUGUGUACGAGAUCGCUGGGGACUCCAUGGCAAAAUUCAUGUUCGAGACACUGCUCGGCUUGUGGAACUUGGAACUCGAUCAAACGAUGCGACAUGCUGUUAUUCAAUGUUUCGGACACUUGUAUCAAGCCUUCCCGACGCUGAUGACGGACAAGCGAUCCAUCGAGAUCAUGGAUAGCGUCUUGACGGGCGAAUCGACGAAUCAACAGACAACCCUCAAGAUGUUGACCUUGAUUCAUGAGACUUUGGUCACACUGGUCGACAGCAGCUCUAAAGACUCCGGCAAGAAGACUACUGCGGAUGGGCCAGCGCCUGUCGACAUGGACCAAUUGAUCGGCGAUACCGCCGGGUUUGCCGAGUCUGGAGUCGGAUCAGCUAUCAUUCAGCGAUAUAUCGACAAGAUACUUCACGCUGCCUUGUCGCGUUAUGACGAUAUACAAAAAGUCGCGAUCGACAUCCUCUCGCUGACGAUUCAUCAGGGUUUAGCCCACCCCAUUCAAUCAUUCCCCAUCAUUGUCACUCUCGAGACGAGCCAAUUCCCUCACGUGUCAGAGAAAGCCUUUGCGCUGCACUCUCAUCUGCAAGCGAAACACGCCUCGAUCAUCAAUUCGAGAUACUUUGAAAGCGCCAAGGUGGUGUUCGACUACCGAAAGACCAUCGAAAAGGAUGUACUCGGCUAUAGCAAUCCCAUUGCUCCGGUCGCUCUACUGGACCGGUGGUAUAGUCUGAUCAGGGAUAAGCGGCCGGUCCGGCAGGAUUUCCUCAAGGCGAUGUGCAAGGCGUUUUCGUUCGAGGCGACCCCUCCGGCUGUGACCUGGGACGACGUUCUUCUCGCCCGCUUCAUGGCCGAGAACCUAUCGCUGAUCGAGUUCAAGGUUCAGGAAGAGGUCUUGCAGAUCAUCGCCGCCAUGACCGCGCUAUUGGCCGGUCUAGGGAUGCAGGUGGCGGAAAUAUCGAACUCGGUCAAGAUCGCCGGACAACCGCACGAUUCGCUGAAGUAUGCCAAGUUGGUGAAGGAUACUGAGAAUGACGAUGAUAUGGAACAGGACGACAGUCAGGCGAGCGCGAUUGAUUACAAUGUCGAGGCGUUGAUCAAUGCAACCGCCAUGGUCGGGAUCAUCAUCUCGCUCAAGACCCGGCUCAAGAAGACUUAUGGGCUGACCGAGGACAAGGUGACCAAAUUUGUUCCUGGAAAGAAGACGGCAGCGUCUGAUCGAGCUACGACCAGGAGGAUCACGGACGGGUCGGGAGGGUUACCCGAUUGGAGUAUCCUGCCGGGAGUCAAGAAGAGGGUGGAGACGGUCGCUGAGUUCCAGGACCAAGCUAUUGCCUUUACAAGGCUCGUCGAGGAGGACGGUACGAUGCGCCCUGAAUAUAGUGGCGAGGAGGACGAGGACGAGGAUUAGGCGGUAAUGACCAUCUGACCCCGCAUACCUACACACACACACAGUCGAAUUAGGAUGCAACAAACGACGCACGGAUAGCCACGAGAAGGACACGAGGACGAUGCGGGUAACGGCACGGCACGGUAACGCUAGAUGCUUUCAGGAUAUGGGAUCGAGAAUACCGGGGUCGCGGUCAUCGGCAAUUGCGCAAAGGCAUACUGGAACUGUGUACACGUAAACGACGGAAAAUGGAACUAUGUGGUUGUAACUUGGCCUAUGCGCAUAGUCUCUAGGGUUUGUCACAAGAAUGAAAUUGCAUGUCAUGUAUGCGAGUGCUAUCGUUAUCGAAACGCAUCGCGAACGAUCAGGAUGACAACGUUGCC
Filobasidium floriforme is the source of this 6667-nucleotide messenger RNA. RefSeq lists its product as uncharacterized. Bases 78 to 6305 code for a protein of 2075 amino acids. The record is from RefSeq and is a predicted model, not a curated record. Gene Ontology annotation, cellular component: Scc2-Scc4 cohesin loading complex. Gene Ontology annotation, molecular function: chromatin binding. Lineage: Eukaryota; Fungi; Basidiomycota; Tremellomycetes; Filobasidiales; Filobasidiaceae. Gene Ontology annotation, biological process: establishment of protein localization to chromatin; establishment of mitotic sister chromatid cohesion; regulation of gene expression. The transcript has 29 exons.